GUAUCAUGGCCACCAAAACAGUGGCAGGAAUUUGUCAACUCGGUCCAAAAUUGGGUUUUAUGGAUCCGCUGUAUUUUUGAGGCGCCAUCUCGGCUUUUCGGAUCUUUAAGAUCCGACUAUGGUGCCGCACUUCGCACUAAUUUGGGCGUUUGUUUUAAAAUAUGGCAUCUGAAUCCAUGUUCGUCAGCAGUUGGUAGUUAGCUGUAAACUCUGGCAUGCAGAAAAGCACUAUGCAAAGAUCAGUUUAGAAAAAAAGUUUCUUAAAAGGGCAACUAAUGGAGCAAACACUACUCAUUAUAAACCUAUUUAACUCCGAUUAUUACUGAUAUUACUCACGGCUUGUAGUUCUGGCUUCAAUGCAAAAAUGUCCAGUCCAAAUGUCAGCACACCGGCGAUGGCGGUGACACCAGACGCCGUGGAUCAGAAGACAAGCCCGGUGGUAUUUGAGAUUUACGGAAAGAUCUGGAACGUGCAGGCUCGUCUGGGCCAGGGCGUCUCGGCCUCGGUGUACCGGGUGAACUCCGGCCGGGCGAGCUCUGCAGUCAAGGAGUUCCAGGUGGACGCGCAGGGCGGAGAUUACGGGUUCCUCAAGGAAAGCUCUGUGCUGGAGAAGAUUCAGGGAUAUAAAAAUAUCGUGACGCUGUAUGGAAUGUUCACCAGUCACAACCCAUUUGGUGUGGCCACUCAUUGCCUGUUGUUGGAGCUUUUGGAUGUGAGUGUGUCAGAAUUGCUGGCCAGGGUGAGUAAUCAGGGACAUUCCAUGUGGUUGAUUCAGCACUGUGCCCGUGACGUUUUGGAGGCCCUUAGCUACCUGCACAGAGAAGGUUACGUACAUGCUGACCUCAAGCCCCGCAACAUUCUCUGGAGCGCCGAUGACGAGUGCUUUAAGCUCAUUGACUUCGGCCUUAGCUUUAAAGAGGGAUACCAGGAUGUGAAGUACAUCCAGACAGAUGGAUACCGGGCACCUGAAGCCGAGCUGCAGAACUCCCUGGCCCAGGCAGGUCUGGAGAGCGACUCUGGCUGCACAACUGCUGUGGACCUGUGGAGUCUGGGAAUCAUUCUUCUAGAGAUGUUCUCAGGAAUCAAACUGAAAGAAACUGUGAAGUCUCAGGAAUGGAAGGAUAACAGUUCUGCAAUAGUAGACCAUAUCUUUUCAAGCAAUGCUGUGGUUUACCCGGCUAUCCCUGUUUUUCAUUUAAGGGAUCUGAUCAAAAGUAUGCUUCACAAUGACCCUAAACUGAGAAGCACAGCUGAGGCAGCAUUAAUAAACCCUUUCUUCAGCAUUCCCUUUGCACCUCAUAUUGAAGAUUUGGUUCUUCUGCCUACACCAGUCUUGAGACUACUAAACGUAAUAGACGACAACCACCUGUAUAAUGAGGAUGAGUAUGAAGAUGUAAUAGAAGAUAUGAAAGAAGAAUGUCAGAAGUAUGGCAAGGUUGUAUCCUUAUUGAUCCCAAAAGAGAAUCCCGGCAAGGGACAGGUGUUUGUGGAGUAUGCAAAUGCUGGAGACUCCAAAGAAGCUCAGAGACUGCUGACAGGCCGAACGUUUGAUGACAAGUUUGUGGUCACUACGUUUUAUCCACUGAGUGCCUAUAAGAGAGGUUACUUAUACCAAACUGUGCAGUAAAGCUGCACACACACCUCCAUACAAAACAUGUAAAUUACAAUCAUGUGACUGCUUUUAAACCCUUGAUCUGUGUAUUAUUCUAUUGUGCUACCUUUAAUACUUACUUGUGUCACUAAGAUCAACAUUGUUGUGAAUAUAGGCACAGAUGCAAUUUAACUUGGGUGGAACAAGGAGAAAAGUUUUAGUGCCUGCUUCCUACUUCCCUUUUUUACUAAAUGGUCACACCAUAAUAAGACAAUUAUAUAUACUGUGUGUUAGCUGGUUGCUAGACAUUCAGUACGUAUGCUUUCAUACUUUGUCAUUUUGAUUAUUUAAAUUUAGUUUUUAUUGCAGUGGGGUUGAUGCACUGCUUUGGUUUACGCUGCCUUCUAAACAACAGAUCACUUCAGAGACUAGGUUUACAUGCUUUUUAAAUGUCUACGAUUCCAAAAAUGUGUAGUUUAUGUGGCCUGUUCUCUUCCGUUCUUUUUUUCCCGUUGUUAGUUUUAGUGAAGGUAUGUUGGUAUUUCCAGUAAUUAUGCACAUAUUUAUAAACUACUGGCAAAAUGCACAGGCCUGCAUGCACUGUAGCGUGGUUAACAUUUAUGUUCAACUUGACCAUGAAAGCUGUUUAACCGCAUUUAAACUGAAGAUGGAAAUCUGCAGAGAGAGCACAAAGACGACAGAGCGGGUAGCCUUAUGCUAUAGAUCAUUCUUAAGCAACUUUUUGAUUUUGCUUAUUCAGGGUUGACUGGAAUGAGACUCCAUGUCCCAACACAAAAGCCACAAUCUGUCUCAUCCAAAACCUCUCUGGAUAUGUUUAUUGUACGUUAUACUAUCGUUCUAGAAUUUUGAACUUGAAUUCCAAAGUAUAAUAUUAGUAUAAAUUGGGUCUGAAAACUCAUCAAAAACAUUUCAAGUGGACUUCUUUGGGAAAUACUCAAGUGUUAAAAUGUGUGAUAUGUUGUGCAAAGCAACGUAACUCAUACCUUCAUAGCACACACAUGUGAAGAUUCAGAAGCAAAUAAUCUACUCUGUAUCUUCAUUAAGCUGGACUGCCCUGAUGCGUUGAUAAAUAAUGCUGUUGUAAAACUCACUUUACUAUCAAAGAUACAGUAACACAAAUGUGUUUCAGAAAGGCUUAAAGCUAAAAUGCUUUCUACAGACACGUUCAAGUCAAGUUUGAAUGGAUUUUACUAUCUGUAGAAUAAUGAUGAGUGAUUUUAAAAUCGUAACAUUAUUUAAAGGCUUUUCCAGUUGUGAAUAGGUAUAGUGUUCCUGGUAUCAUUGUGUUUUCCAGUCCGUUUGUCUGUGAUUGCAUGAUGUGGAGUCUUUAAUAGUUCUACAGAGCUUUCUGACACGAGCAAUUCUUCGUAAGUGUGUUCUCAUUUACUUUAUGAAUAUCGCCUGAUGUUUUUUUUCAGUCAUCCUGGUCGAUUGUUUUUCUUUCUACCAUCCAACGAAUGCCAUAAAGUCAGUUUUCUCUGUCCUGUAGUCUAGAAGUAUCACAUUCACUUCCAGGGCAGUGAGCUCUAAUAUGAUAAGUGUACAAGACAAUAUGAGGAAAGAACAGGCUGGUUUUCUAGAUUUAGAUUUGAAAAAGAAGUUUAAACUUUAAGAAAACAUCCUUUUUUGUGGAUUAGAUGGCAUUGUGGCCAAUAGUUAUUAUUUUGAUUCACAUUUGUUUUCUUUUUGUUGGGUAUGUUUUAGGAGUGUUAUUGUAGGAAAAGGGCACUUUGGUUAUGCAUGUUCUGAGUGUGAGUCAUUCCAGAUCUGGGCUAUUUACUUAAAAUCUUUAUCUGAGCAUUGUAAAGAAAUUGUGAUUGAUCUAGAUUUUAUACACUCAUCUCUCUCUCUCUCUCUCUCUCACACACUCUCUCACACUCUCGCACAUUAAUGGUGAUGACAUUUGAAAUAAAUUUUGCAGAUGGUGAGCAAGAGAUCUUUAAGAUCUA
Messenger RNA from Sinocyclocheilus grahami, 3561 nucleotides. It is a transcript of the gene uhmk1, whose product is annotated as U2AF homology motif (UHM) kinase 1. Bases 365 to 1627 code for a protein of 420 amino acids. Gene Ontology annotation, biological process: peptidyl-serine phosphorylation; regulation of protein export from nucleus; positive regulation of translational initiation. NCBI's taxonomy places the organism in Eukaryota, Metazoa, Chordata, Actinopteri, Cypriniformes, Cyprinidae. Gene Ontology annotation, cellular component: nucleus; neuronal ribonucleoprotein granule. The transcript has 8 exons. Gene Ontology annotation, molecular function: protein serine/threonine kinase activity; ATP binding; ribonucleoprotein complex binding. The record is from RefSeq and is a predicted model, not a curated record.